This is a messenger RNA of Aspergillus terreus NIH2624, 357 nucleotides long. RefSeq lists its product as uncharacterized. NCBI's taxonomy places the organism in Eukaryota, Fungi, Ascomycota, Eurotiomycetes, Eurotiales, Aspergillaceae. The record is from RefSeq and is a predicted model, not a curated record. The transcript has a single exon. The coding region runs from base 1 to 357 and encodes 118 amino acids.
AUGUCUGCAGACCUUCUGAGCAAUCUUAAAUUCGAUCUUUCUUCGCUAAGAGACAUUCUUCGGGAUCUUCUGGAUCUAUCCAAAAUCACACAGGAUAGCCUCCAAUUUACCGUCCCCUACCUCGGUACCUCAGAAGGGCCAGGAUACCCAGCCACCCUCUCUAAACGAAGUCGUAUGGACGGAGUAACGUUGGGCGGCAAAAAAGAAGUACGGAGUAAGAAAAAAUCAAAAAUAGCCUCGCCCGGCCCAUACCGCAUCGCCUCCCAAGCCAUAAAAGUAAACGAUCGUUCUCCCGAUGGCCACAUGGAUGACGGACACUUGGUGGAAUUUGGUAUGUGGCCAUAUACUCUUAGAUAA